Molecule: messenger RNA, 8496 nt
Organism: Aureobasidium melanogenum CBS 110374
Lineage: Eukaryota; Fungi; Ascomycota; Dothideomycetes; Dothideales; Saccotheciaceae
Exons: 2
Source: RefSeq, a predicted model, not a curated record
AUGUUCAGAUCACUCAGUAGCAAGAAUUCGACAUCCUCGUCUAAGCGCAAGAAGGCAGAUCGAUCAAGCCGACGUCCCGAAUCAGUAGCAUCCUCGUCGGCACAUCACAAACACUCUCGCAAUGACGAACGCUCUUCCAAGACUGAGCCCAGAAAUUCGACUUCGGCUCGAUCUCCCGUGAACGAUUCUUCUGGUCCCUCAUCCUACUACACUACUUCUGAUCGACUCCACCAGCUUGAGCCUCGAUCACUGACAGAGGAAGCGAUCAGGACUCUUAGUAUGCAAGAUGACGGAUGCGGAGAUGCAUAUUCGCAUGCAGAAGACUUGCCUCCAGGAGAUGCUCAUGCAGACAAGAUUCCACGCUCUCACAGAGCCUACAAGGAUGAAGCUGGCCCGCGAUAUAAUGAAAGUCUAGAACAUCACUCCCCGGCCGAGAACAUAGAGUCGAAUGAACGCUCGUUGCCUUACAAGGACGAGCCACAAACAUCAUUCGGUACAUCUUCCCAUGUGCAAGACCAAUUCCCAGGUCAGGAUCCUUCGACCUUUGCGCGUUCUGCAUUCAACCCCACUAUGGCUCAAGAUGCUGCUGCUACUUAUUACAAUGGUUACCGAGUUCAACCUACUUUUUCGGCAAUCAAUCAAUUUCCCCAAUCAGGCCCAGGAGCUGCCGCCGAGUACUAUUCUCAGGCUUCAAUGCAACCUUCUGAGGCUGGAAACCAACAUGUACCCGUGCAAGCCUUUAAUGCCCCUCAGAAUACAUUCCACCGCCCCACCGGACAGACAACAUUUUCCAACAGUCCUUCUUAUCCUGCUAACUCUUACACUACUGGUCAGACUGACAGCCAAGCCAAUGUCAAUGCUGCGACCGAUCUUUCUGGUCAGAACUAUACACACCAGGAGCCAUAUCGUCCUACCGAAGCUUUUGUUCAAGAACAUUCUACCUCGCAUGAAGCCUGUCAUCAACACUCUCAAUCUGAGCCUUAUGCAACCACCUACACUAAUCAGAGUUACAACACACCUUCGCCCAGCCAACUUCCGGGAUAUGGUAAGCAACCUUUGACAAACCACAACCUGCCACAUGUUGCGGCCGCCGGAGCAGCAGCAGUAGCAGGCUCUCAAAGCUUUCAUCACAAAAUGCAUCAUCACACUCACUCUGCUCCUUUCGGCAGUAACAAUGGUGGCAAGAUGUACUCCUCUCCUAGACCGUACACGUCUGGAAGUAUGGCGAUGCAGCACAAGCACAAAGGGCCUAUCAGCAGAUUUGUGGAUUGGUGGAAAGACUACGAAGAUGUGCGGAAGAUGGAGGAGUAUACUGAGUACAUCGGUGUGUGCAAGUACUGCUUUGACCCUCGAUCUACCGCUACGGAUGCUCCCAGGAAGCACUAUCGAGGAGGUCGACGGUCUUCUGAUUCAUUGCGAAGACGCUCCAGUGAUUCGCUCCGUCGCUCUUACACCAACGGGUCCAAGUAUGGCAGAAUUGACAAGGAUGCGAGGUAUCACUCAUCAGACAGCGAACGUCGUAGCAAGAAAACCAGCUGGCUGGGUGCUGGUGUCGCUGCGUAUGGCAUUUCAAAGGUCGGAAAGUCUUUAUGGCAAAACUCUCGAGACUUUGACGACACCUACAGUGUCAAAUCGGGAAGAAAGAGUGACGUCUCGAGACGUAGAGAGGUAACUAGCAAUUCUUCUUCGGGUCAUGAAAGCAGAUCAGAGCGCAUCAACGACCACAGAAGGAUGUACGUUGAAUCGAGUGACCGCCUCGAAACUGGUACUCAGAGCUCAGCCAGACGACCAGAAUACACCAGGUCUGAGUCGAAACGUAGUCAAGACGGCCGUUAUAAAGGCACCAAUUCAGGCUCUGUGAGUGUAGGAGUCUCGCGGCCAAGCCAGGAACAGAUCCAUGUUCGUCAUCCUGGCCCUGGAGUCGAAUAUGAAUCACCACACCCGGCAUCCCGCCGAGGCUACAAAAGCCGAUCCAGAAGUCAAAGUCCAUCGCUGGCUCAGAUCCUAGGACUCUCUGGUUCGCAGAAGCGCACGUCAGCAACAGCUUCACGCUCAUCCUCACCACAGCAAGGAGGUAUGUUUACUGGCUUCUUCACCACACAACCAAGCAGGAGCAGAUCCAAGCAGAGCAAGAAGGGGUUCUUCAACUUUGCCAAUUCAUCUUCGUCGUCCGCUGACUCUGGUCUCGCUUUUGGUGGUCGUCCCAGCAAGAAUGGUAGCACAUCACGAAGGGUCACCAAAAAGAGUUCAGACGAGCAUCUCAAGGCUACUUUAUUAGGUAUCGGUGCUACUGCCGCUGCUAUCAGCGCAGUACAGCGAGGCAAGUCAGGCAGCAAGAAGUCAAAUCGUACAAGACCGCGCAACCAGGACAUUCGUUACGGCACACAGCGAAGCAAAGCAGACACCAGUGAGGAAGAUGGCUGGGAGUCAGCAACCGAUGAUGAGAGUGUCUCUUCUGGCCUCGCCUUUGGUGACUUUGAUGGCAAGGUCCCUAGAUGGCAACGCAGAUCUGAGUCAAUUACUUCGCAAAGUUCUGGUACUGACAAAUGGAGCUGGCGCUGGCGUCGCAAGCCAAACAAGAAGAUUACUGCUGACGACAUGUCACAAGACUAUCACGAGGAUACUUACUCCGGCAAAGAGCCUAGUGUAGCCUCAUCGCAGCCACUGCAAUACGUGCAUCCGGUACCAAUUUCUAGCCCGAUGUAUUCUGAAACACGGAGCGAUCCAUCGAUGCCCGGGGCAUUCCCAGAAAAGCAAUAUGCUAGUGAACGCAUACCGAUACAACAGCCACAGCCUGUUGUGCCUCUGCAAUCUAACAUCUUGCACGACCAGACUCCGCCUCAUGCCUCUCAAUUUGAUCAGCCUAGUCCUCGGGUGACCACCCGUCCUACUAUACCCACAGAGUUGAGGCGCACACAAUCAAGUCCUGUAUCAAGCCACACCAUGCGCAAUGCCGCAAUAGCUGGACUGGCCGGCGCGGCUGCAGCUGGAAUUCUCUCCAAUGGUAGAAGUCGAGCUAGAGACGACAGUCCUAGCAAUGUCCGCUUCGAGCUUACCGAGAAGCAAGCUCAGAAAGAAGAGCGUCAACAACGUAAAGACGAUGCUAAGGAGAGUAGAGAACGUGCAAAGGUAGAGGCUAGAGAGAACAAGGAGCGUGCUCGUCUCGAUCGCGCAAGGGCAAUGCAAGAAGAGUCGGAACGAGUAGCUGCUGAAAACGCGAGGCGAUAUGCUGAAGAAGCAGAGCGUCAGAAGUUCCUUGCCGACCAAGACGAAGAACAUCAAGCUCGACUGCAAAAAGCAGCGGAUGCCGAAGCCAGAGAGCGGGAAGAAGAUCGCCAAAGGGAAGAAGAGAUCAAGGAGUUCAUGAAGAACGCACUUGCCGAGCAAGCUCGAGAGGCGGAAGCGAAAAAGCAGCGUGAAGCUUGGGAAUCCCAUCGGAUGGCAGCUACGGGACAGAUCUCUUCACCAGAUUCGCGCUAUUCUGGUGACCGAUCUCAACAGGAUGGAAACAGCUCUACGAACAUGCCUUACACCACUCGUUCGUACGAGCCUUCGAACGAGCACAGUGGUCAACCUCUUAUGGAUGAUGACCUUAUCGACCCAGAUUUCUUCACUCGCAGGCGUAGUCACAGCGAGCUAGCUCGACAUGAAGAGCUCGCUAGAAAGGCAGCUGCAAAGAUCAUUGCUGAUCUUGAGGACAAAUACAAGGAUCCUGCACCAUCUCAAGCCGAGUUUUUUGCACCCAAGGAGCUCUUCGAACCGUCAAAAGGCAAAACCAAAGUCCAUGGACCUAUCGAUGACGAUACCGACUACCGUGUUUAUCACAUGACGGAAGAUCAGGCUGCAUCCAUGCCCAAGGAACCACCACCUCCAUACCAGCCAUCUUAUCAGUUUGCCAACUUACGGGACCUCAAGGGCACGGCACCAUGGGAUAUUCCCAAGCUCAAUGUGAUUGCACCUACACCACCUGCAAGCUACGCCGGUUCGGCCAAAGGCGAUAAGUCGCCAAUCAGUGCUUCAAAGAAAGAUGUUCGCAAACCCAGCCAGAAGUCUGACACUGACAUUGAACCACAAAAGUCGAGUAAGGUCAGCUGGGGUGAAGACCAGACUCGUUUUUACGAGAUCACGACUCCGCAAUCAUCGCAAGAGCAAAUCAGUUCUGAGCUGCCUCAUGGAGAGUAUGGAUCGCGCACUGGAUACGUGAAUCCAGAAUCAGCUAAAGCAGAAUUUAGUGAUAGCAGGGAUGUGACCGAUAAUGCAAACUCAAGCAACGAUGAGGUAGAUGAACCAAUUGAGGAGAUCUUCCGAGACCCGCUGUUCACCUCUUCGGGUCGCUUAUAUCAACAACCGUUUGUCGAGAGUGUCGACGACAUUUCCUUCACCAUGGACUCACCAGGUACCGAAGGCGCACCCCCAGUACAAGGGUUCAUUGAGGGUGAGAUCGAUGAUGUGGACGAGAUUGAGAACCAAAUGCCUCAUGUUCCUGGUGGCUUCGAGGAUACAACUCCGGCUCCUCAAUCUGAGGAUACGUUCAACACAGAUAUCCAGAACCUCAGUCGCGAGGUCAUGCAAGAACAACAAGCUCCUCGCCGAUACGAACCUUCGCAACAGAGCGAGCCAUCACAGUUCUCUGACCGAGACCAGGAUGACUACUUCACGACCGGGAAGCAGCGAAGGAGGCGAGACAAUGAAGCAAGAAGAACAUCUUUGGAUCAAGACAGAGAUCGACAGUUGCCGGUUCAUGACCAUCGCGCUGCAUCACCUACGUACCAGACUCAUGCCGAGUUGACAGAAAAUGACCCUGCACCGAAGCAAAAGCACUCGACUUUGAAAUCCGGGCUACCAGAUGAUCUCAGCAAUGCCAAACAAUCCUCAGGCUAUGCUGUCGCUGGUGCAAUGGCUGGUGCUGCAGCUGCGGUUGGUGCUCUCGUCAACAAUGACAGCUCUCGAUAUGCAACUAGAAGAAUGAGCGAGCCAGAAGUCGAACGCCAACGCGAGAGUCGUUCACAGUCACAACCUCGAGACACUGUAUCAAGAUCCACACCUACGUCACCGGUAUACGAGCGACGACAAUCCUUGCCUAGUCACGCGUUUGAUGAUCUUGAUAUGCUUCCUGGCAGUAAGAGGCCGAAGAAGUCGAAGAGGAACAGUCUGCUGAAUUAUCCUACUAUCGGAUCUCCACUCCGAUCUGCUAUGACCUGGGACGAAUAUAUUGAGCCUUUGGAUACUGCACAACAUGAUAAGCCUGCGCGUUCACAAUCGGACGAGAAUUGGGACGAUCUUGAGAACCCUGUCGAGGAUACCAAUAUGGAAAUAAAGAAGGACCUUCCUUCACCUGAAUCUGAACGUGGCGCUGCCUCUGUUGUCUCUGCUCCUGUUGGCGACGAGGAGAACGGUCGAAGACGCAAGAGUAGAAAGUCGCAUCGUGAACGCGAAGGAUCAACUUCACCUCGCAGAAGCGCAUCAGUCGCAAUGUCUGAGCCCUUCGAAGGUUCUCGUAGACACAAAAGGCGGUCACACCGUGACGACGAUGGCUUCGAGGAUGCAACAUCAGCUCGAUCCCGUAGUUCCCACAGCUCUAAAAGAGAUGAGGACGAAAGCAGAAGCAAGAAGAAGGGUGGCAUAUUGAGUCUUUUCCGACGCAAGACGUCCGAUGAUAUUCUCAGCAAUGAGCAAAAACGUACCAAUGGCGAUGACGAACGAUCUAAGCAUCAUCAUCGCCGUCAUAGCUCCGAGUAUGCAGUCGAUGAGUUCAAUGAACGCCGAGGCUCGACCUCCAGAUCUCGGUCACAUGCCGAAAAAGACGAAGCUUCAUCGAGACACUCAAGCAGUUCUAGACACCGACGAAGACACCAUCGUGAUGGGAGUGUAGAUGAAGAUGACGCUGGCUCUCAAGUGUCGGAGUCCAGGCGACGCCACAAGCAUCGCAGUAGGGACCACAGCCGUUCGCCAGAGAAGGAGUUCAAUGAUACUCAGUCCCAGGCCUCGGAAUCAAGGCGCAGACAUAGACAUCGUGAUCGAGAUCUGGACCUGGACGAUAGGAGAUCGCUCUCGCGAGGCAGCAAGAUCAUCAACGACGAGGACAAGUCUUUUUUAGUGGAGCGGGUAGAGGAUGAAGAGCCCACCCCUCUACCCGUGGAUGAUGUCCUGUCAUCAUCACAGGCUCCAGCAUCAGUCGAACAAUCACAAGAGCCUAUCUCGCGGUCAACAAGUGACGAGAUCGAGAUUGUGGAGCAACCUGAUGAAUCGACCACAUCCCCAACAGUCUCCGACGAGCUGAAGGAUUCUCCAGAUGUCGCGGUACCGGCCAACUCUGAUGAAGCAAAUCGAGAGGUCGUGGAGGCGCAAUCUAGUCCAUCACCAUCAGAAUCACUAUCGCCUCCUCUCGAACACAUGACACCCGCGAGGCCGAUUGUUCCAUUACGAAUCAGCUCAUCUACAGCUGUUCCGUUGAGGUUUCGCUGCCCACCAACAUCUCCUGGUCUUCCACGAGAACGCUCAGCCAGCUUCAGCUCUUCUGUUGCGCAGUCACCCUCAUCUCCAAUAACUCCGAAAGCGAAGAGACCAUUAUCCACAGAGUUCAUGCAUUCGACCGAGUUCAGACCGUUGUACCUGCUCGAACGCACACGCAAGCCUCAGGAGCAAGAAGCUGAACAAAACUUGCCAAGUCUACCUCCAAGUCGUAGUGCGAGCUCAUCUAGCUUGCAAAGCAGUGAGGAUUGGCAGUCUGCAGCCGAAGACUUCGAGCCCGGCGAACAGGACGACUUGGGCGCACCUGCGUUUGAUCAAUUCCACACAGAUGAACCUGAGGAUGUUCUGGAUUCCGCGCAGACCACGCCCAAAGCGACUGAGUUUCCUAAGCAUGUUUUAGAGUCUCGUCCUCAUCUAGAGCCUGAGUACUACACAUGGAGUGACAUGGAGCGCGAGGAACACUUGCGCCGAGAAGCCGAGAACGAGCACCAUGACAAGCAGAAAGAAGAAGUUCCUCCACCAAGCGAUGAACAGACUGGGCCGAUCUCUGCUGAGAACACCAUAUCGCCGAGCGCGGACACUGAAAUUGCUGUCAAUCAAGAUCCCAUGGCAACGGAUGUAUGGGGUGAGAUGAGUGACGAAGAAUUUCCCAGUACGGAGGUGCCUGUCCGUGAAGAUUCUGCAGAACCUACCACGCAACCGCAAGAAUCAGAAGCUGGCUCGAAUCCCGCAGUCUUAACCAAAAAGCAUAAGAACAAGAAAGCACCCAAACUAGGAACCUCUUCCGUCUCCGAACUCACAAGCCCUGUUCGCGAAACUCCAGCCGAGCUGGCAAGAAGGCGAGAAAAAGAUGCACAAGAUGCUGUUGAUACUUGGUUCAAGCCAGAGGCAAAGCCAAACCAAGAAAGCCCCGAUAAUGCCAGCCUUGUACCUCUGCCAGAAUCGACGACCCCUACCGAAAAAGAAACUUCUGGUCCAGCGCAAGACAGCGAAGUUCCAACUCCAGAAAUCGAGCCUGGCUCUCCACUUCUGUCACGCAAAAAGUCAAAGAAGGGCAAGAAAAAGCAGAAAUCUGUGGUCUUGGAUGAGCCAGAUCCUGAGCCAGCACCAAGCGAGAAACCCCAGGAGCCACAGCUGAUUGCGAAUAUGGAGCCUCAGCAAGAGGUCCCUGUAGAGGUUCAAGCCCAAGUCGAAAUUGAAGAGGGCCAGACGAGAACAGUAUUCGAAGAGACAGCCCAGGGACAAGAGUCUGUUCCCGCACCCUCAGAGACAGUCAGCCCAACCGAGCAUAUUGUCGAAUCUGCUACGCCUCUUGAUGAUAUGCAUUCUCAUGAUGAUGCGCAGACCGAAGAGCCAGUCUACACUAUGUCCAAGGCAGAACGUAAGAAGAACAAGAAGAAGGCAAAGAAAGCUGCUCUAUCGAUUGCGGUCCCUGUCAUUGCUGGAGCUGUGUCAGCUACUUCAAAAGAGCAUGACACCGAGGAGCUAGCUGCAGAAACCGAGCCUGCGCUUGUCAAAGACAGAGAGGACAAAAGACCCGAUGACGAGAUGCCCGGAGAUGCUAUAAAGCCAUCGUCAGAGAUUGACACAAAAGAGCAACAAGUCGCAGCGGCGGAGCCAAUGAGUCCUUCUCACCCACAUGCUGAGCUGCCACCUGAACAAGUAGCGCUUCCCCAGGAGAUCCAUAACUAUAUGACCGAGUUGGAAGCUGUCGAUCCUGCUGCGGAGCUAGCUACAGAAUCAACGCAUGUACCGGAAGCGCCUCUCAAGGAACAGACUCAACCUAAAUCCGGAGAAGUGCUUGAGGAGGAGCCACAAAACCCAUCAGAUACUGCUCCAGAAGCAACGAGUAUAAGAUCGUCUUGGUUCUCUUGGCUGCCAGGUAGUAAAAACCAGAUAACUGAGGACUCUAUGGCUGAGUCGAAGGCACCUGAACAUGAACCGGAAGAGGCCAUUGCUCUGACACAAGAGCCCUUCGAGCGGCUUCUUGAGCAGCCGAUGCUUCAUCCUGAGUUUGUUGACGAA